Acaulospora colombiana is the source of this 462-nucleotide messenger RNA. NCBI's taxonomy places the organism in Eukaryota, Fungi, Glomeromycota, Glomeromycetes, Diversisporales, Acaulosporaceae. The record is from the annotation of a GenBank genome assembly.
AUGGGAGUUUCGCAACUAUAUGCUACUCGUGGUCAAAAUAUCGCCAAGAACCGGGCGCAAAGUUCCCUCAUCAACGUAACUCCAACGCCAUCCAUUGGGAACAUGUUUCCACUCAACACGGGUUCGGACGAUGACGAACCUUGGAGACCCGAUACACCUGUCGAACAGUCAGAUGGCACUCUAGGUUGCAAACGACACGGCCUCGAGAUAUGUGGUAAAUGCUGCGUAGAUUAUACCUUUAUGCGCGAGGUAUCAGCCCAAGAUACUGCAGAUCCCGAGGAUUCCAGCUCUUCGGAAUCAAAUAUGGAGAAGAAGAGUGCAGAUAGAUGUGCCGUUUGCUCGGUACAAGCGUCCAAACGUUGUUCCAAGUGCCACAAGGUCUACUGUGCGUCUGGGUCUUGUUUAUACAAAUAUGCUGAUCUGACUUCUUUUCAAGAUUGCACUGUGGAACACCAGAGACAA